Trypanosoma brucei brucei TREU927 is the source of this 729-nucleotide messenger RNA. RefSeq lists its product as hypothetical. NCBI's taxonomy places the organism in Eukaryota, Euglenozoa, Kinetoplastea, Trypanosomatida, Trypanosomatidae. Gene Ontology annotation, molecular function: metal ion binding. The coding region runs from base 1 to 729 and encodes 242 amino acids. The record is from RefSeq and is a predicted model, not a curated record. The transcript has a single exon.
AUGACCAUCUCGUCUGCGGAAGCAACGUCAACUACCCAGCAACUCACAACGAGAGCGAUGGUGAACUACAUUGUGGAGCAUGCAGCCCCAUCGGCAGUGUGCCUCGUGCGCAAGAUUCAGAACUCGCCGUACCAACCGCUAUCAUCGGAGAAAGUGUUGUCCGUUGCUACACCUAACGUCCUCUCGCUGCGCCCACCGACACACGUAGCGCAUCAGGCACUUAUGGAAUUCUAUUCAGCCAUAAACGGACACUGUGGCGUUAACUGCCCCGACCCUUUCUCUAUAGAACUCCAAGUAGCCUCAGGUCGUCCGCGGGACGCUAAUGCCGAAGGACGUAUGAGGGAGUGCCCCCUGCCACACAACAGCGCUACUGGCACCACACCGCCUUACGGAUGUGCGGGGGGUACCGCAUCCUCAUCACUACCACAUGCCCCUCCGUCACAGGGAAUAGGGGUUGUGGCGGGUGGUCGAAACUCUGCUCAUCAACAGAACAUGGCUACACCACUGCCAUCCCCUGCAGGUUCCCCACUGCUCCCAACCAGUGCAGCAUCCUCUUCUGAGGAUUACCGCCUCUCACAGAUCCGUCGAAAUGAGCGCCACGUGGGAAAUGCAACAUAUGGCAGGGUAUGUACUUUCUUCCUCACUCGGGAGGGCUGCAGGCGUGGGAAGUACUGCAAUUUCCUCCACAUUGGUAAGGGACCGGCGGGUGGCGGGUCUGCGUUGCCUUAG